This is a messenger RNA of Durusdinium trenchii, 606 nucleotides long. NCBI's taxonomy places the organism in Eukaryota, Dinophyceae, Suessiales, Symbiodiniaceae. The record is from the annotation of a GenBank genome assembly.
AUGUUAGCCACCUUCACCGGAGACAUUCGCUUCCAGCCCAAUGGUUACAGUGAGAGCUUCUAUCACCUUCCGUCACUCUUGGGUUUGCUUGGCAUCGUCCUCGGUUUCGUGGGCCUCCUGGGCAUCUACGACGACAAGCCGAACUGGCUCCAGUGGCUGGUCUUUUACUUACUGGUGAAACUGGUGGCCCUGGCAGCCAGUGGCCUUGCGGACUUCUGGACGCUGCGCAAAUGUGACAGUUGGCUCACGUCUCCCGAGCGGAACACGUCUCCGAACGAGCAGCUCACGGAGCUGGCCGAGGCAGGCGUUUGUCCUUGGGCGCGGCUUGCCUAUGCUGUUGGCAGCUGCAUGGUUGUUGCGCCUCUUGGAUUCCGUACCUAUUUCACCUAUACCUACUGGCAGCAGUUGGAAUGCAACCCUGCUUACCCCAUCGACUUUGGGGCUGAACGCCAUGGUGCUCAGGGCCGCUGGGACCACUUUCAAGUGAAGGAUCCUCGACUUCCUGAACACGAAGAGGGUUUGCCGCUGCUGCCGCAGCAUUUGAUGCACGAGGACCAUGGACCGUCAGAUACUUCUCAUUUGCCCAAAUUAGCAAUGCUCGUUUGA